GCUCGUUCCAGAUGGCACCGCAUCAUUCUAUAGCCUCUCAAUCAAUGCAACCACUCUUCAUCAUCCAACCUCACUCCAAACGAGAUACCUACCAUUAUCAAACACCUUGCAUCAGUGACCGCCGUUGCCCGUCAUGUCAGACUCCAUCGUAUUCUCCCCGGGCCCCUACCACAUCAUCUCCUAUGGAGCCCUCCUAGGAACGACGUUCUUCCAUUCCUUUGUAAACGGCAUCACAAUGUUCCGCGUCCUCGAGCGACCAGCCUUUGCAACCGCCCAAAACGCCCUGUUCCCCGUCUACUUCACCAUCCAGACGGCGCUCCCCGCUAUCAUGGCCCUCACCUACCCGGGCAGCCGCGGCCUCCUCGGCGAGCAGGCCAGCAGCAUCACCGGGCUCCUCCAGGAGUCGAACCGCUAUACUGCCCUGCUGCCCAUCGCCACCAUGUUCCUCACGGGCCUCGUCAACCUCGCCGUUGUCCUGCCCAAGACUGUAACGGUCAUGAAGGCUAGAUAUGCCCAAGAGAAAAAGGAUGGAAAGAAGAGCUACGACGCCGCGCCGCAUUCUCAGGAGAUGCAGGCUCUCAACAAGUCCUUUGGCAAGCUCCACGGCAUCUCCACCCUCAUUAACCUGGCUGGCUUCAUUGCCAUGAUCCAGUACGGCUUCUCGCUGGCAGCUCGUCUUGACUAAGGUCACGUCCAUGUAUAGUAGUGUAAGAAUGCAGAUUAGGUGACUGGUUAGGUUGGCAGAAGCCGUGUAUUAGGAUUUGACUCAUUUGCACGUAAGUACAAGUCGGCAUAUUACCGCAAAACGCAGUACGUUUUCACUUUUCCCGUCCCUUUUAAUCAUGUUCAUCAAGUGAACCCCCGAAAAAUAAGAAAUUGCUCAUGCUCGAAUGAAACGCCGUUUGGUGAGGUGCAAAGACAUUCGUCUCUGUGCGCUACUGAUUGCCCUGAAGUUGCGCUGUCCGACGCCUCUGCCUUCCUCGCAGACUGCUAGUGCUUCCUCCAUCCGCCCGUCCGUCCGUCCAUCAAUCCGAUUUUACGCCUGGGUAUCGUCUUCGACUGGCGCAAGGUGCUCGACGCGAGUCCGUUCGCGAGCCGAACAAGCCGUGUGUCGAAUUGUACUGAAAAUGCAAGAACACCGAAAUUCAAUCGUCGUCGCCGGCGGUAACUCGUGGGCUGUGUCGCCGUUGCUGUAGCCAGCGACAUGUCCCAUUUGACCGUCAUUCGUCGUCGCCUAAAAGUUGUUCUUGCGCGGCGGGAGCGGAACGUUCUUGAGAGCCUCGCUGGAGGCGAAGAGCUCCCUCUUGGCGUCCUCGAGGGCCUUGCGGCGCUGGGCCUUAACCUUCUCUUCGUCGACGACCUGGACGGGUCGGUCGACGGCAAUGGCUCCUCUGACAGUCCAACGGCCAGGCUUGCGGGAAAGAGCCUCCUCGACGUCGAUCUCGGCGGUAGGCUUGGGGAAGUCGCGAGAGAGGGGCGGCAGGGGGUUCUUGCUCUGGAGGGCGGAAGAGGUCGUAACGGUGCCGCCAGGAGUGAUAACGGGGCGAUCCUGGAUCUCAGCAGAUGUGCGCGUAGAGGUGGUUGUGGAGCUCUGGAUGGAAGUGAAGUAGUCGGCCUGGACAGAGGCGUCGGUGGAACCCGUGACGGGCGUCUGAACGUUGUGUGCCUGAGAAGCCAUUGUGUAGUCGUAGGUGGGAAGAGAUGAAAGGUUGAGCAGUUGCUCUUCAGAGAUAGGGAGGGGAGCCAUGGCUGCUGAUAUAUGGGCUAUCGAAAAGCUGUCUCCGGUGGGGUCUGAUUUGCCGCUUUUUUCGGUCCAAUGCUGAUGAGACGAUUGUUUGGGACGGUGGAGAAAGAUAGCGUAGGUCCGUAGGGAAGAGUCAGGUUCCGCGGGACUAUUUUGAGUGGGUGUGCGAGGAGAAUAGGGAUUAAUUCGGACCAAGGUGGACAAGGUUAUGGAGAAAAGGGCAGCAAGGUACGGACGAGCCAGGGAACCGUGGUGUGUGUGGAUGUGGUUGACGUUAGAGGUGGGCGGAGGAGAGCUCUCGUAUCGAUCCUAAGUUGUUAUUGCUGCUUUUUUGGGUGCAAAGGGACGGCGGCCGAGGGAACCUUGGGUAAUCGUGACGAGGGAAAGAAAGUCAAAUUGUCGACGGGAGGCUCUUUCGGUUCAAAAUUGGCUAUCCUUGUGACUUAUGACCGUAAAGUCCGAAUAUGUGUGGCAUGUGGCAAGCGGGGAGGAGCAGAUUUAUAAUACUUUCCAUCUGAAGCAAACGUCCUCCUUAUCUUUUUUUUUUCUUUUUCCCUUUUUGGGUGUGUGUCUGAUGUGUCU
Colletotrichum scovillei is the source of this 2326-nucleotide messenger RNA. RefSeq lists its product as uncharacterized. The transcript has 4 exons. NCBI's taxonomy places the organism in Eukaryota, Fungi, Ascomycota, Sordariomycetes, Glomerellales, Glomerellaceae. The record is from RefSeq and is a predicted model, not a curated record. The coding region runs from base 134 to 685 and encodes 183 amino acids.